UUGACGCCUCCCGUUUCCUGCCCUCUUCUCCUCCUCCCUCCCCGCCUCCGCCAUUGCUCCACAAGUACACGUCGCGCAGCCCCCACGCGCCAGAGCUCGGGGGAACUGGACAGAAGCGCUGGCUUCGGCAUCCCGGUCUCCUCGCCGUCUUCUUGCUUGUUUGGUUCCUGGGAGCAGAAAGAUUCAGCUUUUCAGGGCUUCCAGGCUCUGCGCAAUCUGACCGUGAAUGAAACCUACAAUUCAGUAGUCCAUCACGAUGCCAAGUUUGCUUCCUGACUGACUAGAUUCAGAUUGUUGCGGUCUCUGGUCUUGUCUGAUAAACAGACAGUUGUAGCAGCAAUGACUUCCAAGGCAAUGCCUCAAACUCCCCCAGAAAUCUCAAGCGCCCCAGACCUGAAGCACUGUUCUAAGAGCGCUUCUCCUUUGGAGAUCCCCCAGACAAACAAUGCAUGCGUUUCAGCACCAACGGUGUUACCAGAAACAGCUAACCUGAGCAAAUUGAGUCAUAAACUGAACUCAAAUGAGCAGAAACCAGACCACCACAUCAAGGAAUCUGUUGGGGAGCUCGGGAAUGUGAAUGGAAGUUCCACUUCAUUUCAGACAUGUGAAGGAAGUAGUCAAGCAAAGGUCAGUGCAAGUGCUAGGUUGACCGAUCCAUCAGAGAUUGGUGACAGAGGCAAUAGCAGCAGAUGCAGGCCUAGCACAAGCAGUGAUGUCAGCGAUGAAAGCUCAUGUAGCAGUAUGAGUAGCAGCACGAAGCCUCAUAAAGCGAACGAUUCACGAUGGGAGGCGAUUCAGAUGGUCAGGACAAGAGAUGGGAUGCUUGGGUUGAGUCAUUUCAGGCUGUUGAAGAGGCUAGGCUGCGGUGAUAUUGGCAGUGUGUAUCUCUCUGAAUUGAAUGGGACAAAGAGCUAUUUCGCAAUGAAGGUUAUGGAUAAGGCAUCACUAGCAAGCCGUAAAAAAUUGCUUCGAGCUCAAACGGAGAAAGAGAUUCUGCAAUGCCUGGAUCACCCCUUCCUUCCUACACUCUACACUCACUUUGAGACCGACAAGUUCUCCUGCCUAGUUAUGGAGUUCUGCCCAGGAGGAGACCUGCACACUCUUCGACAGAGGCAGCCUGGCAAACAUUUUCCAGAGCAAGCUGUCAAAUUCUACGUAGCAGAAGUCCUCCUGGCACUAGAAUACCUGCACAUGCUCGGGAUCAUAUACCGUGAUCUCAAGCCUGAAAAUGUCCUUGUUCGGGAGGACGGGCACAUCAUGCUCUCGGACUUCGACCUCUCCCUUCGCUGUGCAGUCAGUCCCACACUGAUCAAAUCUUCAAACCCUGAUGCAGACGCACUCAGGAAGAACAGCCAAGGCUACUGUGUCCAGCCAGCUUGUGUCGAGCCGUCCUGCAUAAUUCAACCAUCAUGUGCAGCCCCAACCACCUGCUUUGGUCCACGCUUCUUCUCCUCCAAGUCCAAGAAGGAUCGUAAACCGAAACCUGAAGUUGCCACUCAGAUCAACCCUUGGCCUGAGCUCAUAGCAGAGCCCAGCGAUGCGCGAUCAAUGUCAUUUGUCGGAACACAUGAGUACCUAGCCCCUGAGAUUAUCAAAGGUGAGGGCCAUGGCAGCGCUGUUGACUGGUGGACCUUUGGGAUAUUCUUGUACGAGUUGCUGUUUGGGAAGACACCUUUCAAGGGAUCUGGUAACAGGGCUACACUGUUCAAUGUCAUCGGCCAGCCAUUGCGCUUUCCCGAAUACCCAGUUGUGAGCUUCUCGGCAAGAGAUCUGAUCAGGGGUCUACUUGUAAAGGAGCCCCAGCAACGGUUAGCUUACAAGCGUGGUGCCACGGAGAUCAAGCAGCAUCCUUUCUUCGAGGGCGUGAAUUGGGCACUGAUCCGGUGUGCAAGCCCACCGGAGGUACCAAAGCCCGUCGAGAUCGAGAGGCCAUCGAAGCUGCCUCCAUCACCCUCGGGAGCUGCUGAUGGUUCCAGUGGUGCACCACAGAAAGGUUCUGACGGCUACUUGGAGUUUGAUUUCUUCUAGCAAACAUGUGGGUGUACUAUAUUGUUUCUGCCAUUGGAUGUAGGGUUUUCAGAUGUUAUGUUUUCAGCAGAUGGUUGGUGCUGUAGAUUUGUCUCCUCAACCCGCUUCUCUUCUCUGCUACCUUUUCUUAAAGUUUACAUUUGUAAUUCAACAAGUUCUGAUUGUGCUGAUCUUCUGCAUUGUCUUUUUUUUUUGCACCAAACAUCA
Messenger RNA from Setaria italica (foxtail millet), 2235 nucleotides. RefSeq names its product protein kinase G11A. Gene Ontology annotation, biological process: protein phosphorylation. NCBI's taxonomy places the organism in Eukaryota, Viridiplantae, Streptophyta, Magnoliopsida, Poales, Poaceae. Gene Ontology annotation, molecular function: ATP binding; protein serine/threonine kinase activity. Gene Ontology annotation, cellular component: plasma membrane; nucleus; cytoplasm. The record is from RefSeq and is a predicted model, not a curated record. The transcript is spliced from 3 exons. The coding region runs from base 340 to 2028 and encodes 562 amino acids.